GCGACAUAAUGUGAAGAUGGACGAUAACAGAGAUUUUGGUGACGUUUUUGCGAUUCCAGAUCUAUAUGGACCUUCAAAGCUUCUGGGAGGUGCACCAGAGAACAGUAGCUUUCUGUUCUCACAACUCAAGCUAGAUGACAUUGACGAGAACCUGCCAAAUGUUGUCGAGCAAGAAGGACAGGAUGAUGUGUUCUUCAGCAUACCCGAUUUAUCUUUUGGACUUGGAGACGCCAACACUCCCAGUCAUUCGACCACAUCUGGAAAGGAGACCCCACAAGAGCCUGGAAAUGUGUCGAAUGACGAUGUUGACAUAUGGGCUCUUAUGCAAGAGCCGCAGAUAAAAGUGGCAAAUUACCAAAGCUGGGAUGCAUUUGAGAAACAAAAGACAGAACAAUACAAUACGCCGUAUAUAACAGAAGCUGGGCCAGCAAUUUUCGAUACUGCUUUAGCAGGCAGGGAAGAUUACCUCCGUGUCGCAAAUACAGAAUACCUAGUUGUAGACGCCAAAGUGUACGUCAAGUCUUUGUUGGCGCUAGGACUUGGUCGAAGCUCGGUAUUCUUCAUAUGGGAUGAACAGAAGCAGACGUUUGUCUCUGCUCUACCGAAGAUCAGACUAUCUGGCUAUACUGGAGAAUCCCUCGAUGGACUUCUGGCUACUUUCAUGGAAUGCGGAAACAUUACGAGAUCCCUCCAAAGCUUUGUGGACAAGACAUACACAAUCAAUGCUUCGCCUGGUCGAAUAGCUCUUGCUGAUUCAGUUUCCAGUCUGUUGGCCACGAUUCAAUCUUCUCUAAGCAGGUCCGCUGCUUCACAGAAUAGCAUCCUUCAGCUGCAAGCUUUGUUUCAACCAGCACAUUCUAUUCUGGUCUGUUUUCGACGAAUCAUUAUGAAUGUCUCGGUCACUCGCAACGAUGAAGCCAUGUUAUCUACCAUUUUCGAAGAGAUCCAGCUUCUAGAGCACAGGACCGACUCGUUGAGAGAGAUCCUUCUCGAGAUCCUAACUCGUGUAUCACAACCUUGGCUUGAGUUUGCAAGCGAGUGGCUAGGUCUUCAACGAGAGAUUGGCUUGCCUCUUACCAAAGAAGGCAAAGGCAAGAGCUUUGUGAAAGUAGAAAAUCACCAAUGGAUCGACGAGCAGGGCUUUGAAAUGCAUGAACCUGACUAUAUUCUAGAUUACGACAAGGUUCCUUCUUUCAUUUUACCCGAUGAUGCCAGGACGAUGUUCGAGGUUGGAAGAAGUCUUCGUUUUCUGAGAGAUCACCAUGCAACCCAUCCAUUGGCAAGAGCCGAUGUAGUGGCUUCUGCUCAACCUCCAUCAUUGGAAUGGAAGUUUUCGUGGCAAGAUGUCGCACAGAUCGAGACGAAAGCCCUUCAGUAUGAAAAGAACCUGCUAGAUGCUCUCCAACACUUCUCGAAGGAUGACCCUCGACCAAAAGCCCAACAUCAGAUUCUAGACAUUGAUACCAUCAAACUAGACUUCUUUGGCAAACCAGAAGAAGACAUGCAAGCACAUUUGUUAGCCUCAAUUGAUACUUUCGACCAGCCCUUGAAUGACCACAGACCCGCCGAUCCGCUGUCUGCAGGGCUUAAUCGGUAUCUUUUCCAACAGGAUGGUCCUCAUUCUGAAAGCGCUUCCGUAUUUGCCCCUCCUAUCGCCCUUGUACCGAUACUAUCUUUCAACCCAAUCAUCGUCACACAAGCUCGAAUUGUCAAUGGAACGUGUAUGCGACUGUUCUUUGAUUCUCACAAGCUUCGAGAGCAUCUGGCUGUCCAGCGUAGCUUCCAUUUGCUAGGGAAUGGGGUUUUCUCCAGCAGGCUUUCCCACGCCUUGUUCGAUCCUGAAUUGGAGAGUGCUGAACGCCAUCGAGGAGUCGCACGUUCUGGUGGGAUAAUGGGUCUUCGACUUGGUGGUCGAGAUACAUGGCCACCUGCGAGCUCUGAACUACGACUUUCUUUGAUGGGCGUGCUCACCGAAAGCUAUGAGACGAAGCAGCCACUCAACGAAUCCCAUCGGGGCACUUACCUUGAUGACACGUCGCUCCCAGGCGAUUUGAGCUUCGCGGUCCGCGAUAUGUCAGAAGAAGAGAUAGAAAAAUGUAUGAAUCCAGACUCGAUCGAAGCAUUGGACUUCCUCCGUGUAUCCUACAAACCUCCGGCACCUUUAGACGCCAUUAUCACGCCUAUAAUCUUGUUCAAAUACGACCAACUCUUCAAGUUACUCCUUCGAGUAAUUCGGAUGCUGUACGUCGUCUCUGCCCUCUUCCGAGACGCCACAGACCGCACCUCAUAUUGGCAAGGCAUUGAUCACGUCGCUCAACGUUUCCGCAUUGAAGCCCAUCACUUCAUUUCUAGCGUCUCUGGAUACUUCUUCGACACCGGCAUUGAAGCUACCUGGCGAAUAUUCGAACGCAAGCUAGAUCAAAUCGAAGAACGAAUCAACACAGACGCCGACAAUCUCACCUUAGGACAAAACGAAGGCUUAGACAAACUCCGAGAUUAUCACGAACGAGUACUAGAUAGGAUCAUGUUCGCGCUCCUCCUCAGAAAACGCCAACAGCCCGUCAUGAAAUUAUUAGAAGAGAUCUUUGCCCUGAUCCUGCAAUUCGCAAAGCAUUCUAGGGAACGAGCUUUAGGCUUGAAGCGAAAGGUUGGCGCCGAUGACGAGGUUCGAGAGAUGUAUUUGCGGUUUAGGAAGAAGGUGAGCGUGUUUAUCACGGUUUGUAGGGGCUUAAGUGAGAAGAAAGGAUAUGGGGAGAAGAAGGUGGUAGAUUCCAGGACUUCAGAGGGGGGAUUGUUUGAUGGUGAUGAUCUCGCUGAGGAGAAUACUGUUGUGCAUCUUCUGGCGAGGCUGGAGAUGUCGAAUUACUAUUCGAAGAGUGUAGAUGUAUAGCCAAU
This is a messenger RNA of Mollisia scopiformis, 2895 nucleotides long. RefSeq lists its product as uncharacterized. Bases 17 to 2890 code for a protein of 957 amino acids. Gene Ontology annotation, biological process: cytoplasmic microtubule organization; microtubule nucleation; meiotic cell cycle. The transcript is spliced from 2 exons. The record is from RefSeq and is a predicted model, not a curated record. Gene Ontology annotation, molecular function: gamma-tubulin binding; microtubule minus-end binding. Gene Ontology annotation, cellular component: gamma-tubulin complex; centrosome; spindle pole. Lineage: Eukaryota; Fungi; Ascomycota; Leotiomycetes; Helotiales; Mollisiaceae.